AUGCAUCUACGUGGUAGACUGAAAGAUGAAUCGAAACAAAAUGAACCAACAAGUCGUGGAUUUUAUCAACAUCAAGCAUUUGCUGAAACAGCUGUAAAUGCUCUUGAACAACGUACACUACUUGACGUUGAUUCUGAACCAUGGAAUACUCGCCAUACAAGUAUAAUUUGUACAUUAGGACCUGCAUCACAAAGUAUUGAUAUGUUAAAAAAAAUGAUUGAAGCUGGAAUGAAUAUCGCACGACUUAAUUUUUCACAUGGUUCACAUGAAUAUCAUCAAACAAGUAUAGAUAAUGUUCGUGCUGCUGAAAAACUUACUGUACAAGAGGGAAAAAUGAGAACUGUUGCUAUUGCGUUAGAUACAAAAGGUCCAGAAAUUCGAACAGGUGUACUUGCUGAUGGAGUUAAUAGUGAACUUAAUUUACAAAUUGGAAUGGUUGUUCGUUUGACAACAGAUGAGUCAUUUGAAAAUAAAUCUACGACUGAUAAUUUAUAUGUUGAUUAUAAAAAUAUACCUCAUGUUAUAAAACCUGGUAAUCGCAUUUAUAUUGAUGAUGGUCUUAUUUCAUUAGUGGCUAAAAACGUAGGUGAAAAUUAUAUUGAAUGUGAAGUUGAAAAUGGUGGAUUAUUAGGUAGUCGUAAAGGUGUGAAUUUACCUGGCGUUCCAGUUGAUUUACCAGCUGUGUCAGAAAAAGAUAAAAAAGAUCUUGAAUUUGCUGUGAUAAAUGAUUUGGACAUUAUUUUUGCGAGUUUUAUUCGUGAUGUUGAAUGUGUUCGUGAAAUACGUAAAGUACUCGGUGAAAAAGGAAAAGAUAUAAAAAUUAUUGCUAAAAUUGAAAAUCAUCAAGGAAUUCAAAAUUUUGAUUCUAUACUUGAAGAAGUUGAUGGUAUUAUGGUUGCACGUGGUGAUAUGGGUAUUGAAAUUCCACCACAAAAAGUAUUUGUUGCACAAAAAAUGAUGAUUGCUAAAUGCAAUCUAGCUGGUAAACCAGUUAUUUGUGCUACACAAAUGUUAGAAAGUAUGAUUAAAAAUCCUCGUCCAACUCGUGCUGAAGUUAGUGAUGUUGCUAAUGCUGUUUUGGAUAAUGCUGAUUGUAUUAUGUUAUCUGGUGAAUCAGCCAAAGGAAAAUAUCCUGUACAAUGUAUUCAACUAAUGCAUGAAAUUGCUCGAGAAGCUGAAGCAUGUUUAUUUCAUCGUGAACUUUUUGAAAAUCUUAGUUAUUUUACUAAACCACCAUUGGAUCAAAUACAAUCAACAGCUAUUGCAGCAGUUGAAGCAGCUUUUCGAAGUUUUGCUUCAAUUAUAGUCGUUCUUACUCAUUCAGGAAGAUCUGCACAUCUGAUUUCAAAAUACCGUCCACGAGCAGUAAUUAUGGGAGUCACUCGAUCAAAAAAAACAGCUAGACAAAUGCACUUAUUUCGUGGCUGUUGUCCUGUUUAUAUUGAAAGUCCGGAACUGGAAGCAGGCGUAGAAUUUAAACAACAUAAUAUUUCAACAACUCAAGCAUUGGCUAUGAGUGAUUGGUUAAUUGAUGUUGAUACACGUGUUAACGAAGCAAUUAAAUUUGCUAAACAACGUGGUUUUUGUUCAUCAGGUGAUGCUGUUAUUGUUGUUACAGGAUGGCGUCCUGGUUUCGGUACGACAAAUACACUACGUGUUAUUUAUGCCGAUUAA
Messenger RNA from Rotaria sp. Silwood1, 1674 nucleotides. Lineage: Eukaryota; Metazoa; Rotifera; Eurotatoria; Philodinida; Philodinidae. The record is from the annotation of a GenBank genome assembly.